Messenger RNA from Eucalyptus grandis, 4750 nucleotides. Its product is annotated as TMV resistance protein N-like. NCBI's taxonomy places the organism in Eukaryota, Viridiplantae, Streptophyta, Magnoliopsida, Myrtales, Myrtaceae. The transcript is spliced from 7 exons. Gene Ontology annotation, biological process: defense response; signal transduction. The coding region runs from base 498 to 1538 and encodes 346 amino acids. The record is from RefSeq and is a predicted model, not a curated record. Gene Ontology annotation, molecular function: ADP binding.
GUAAAUUUUCUCCGAUUUGUUGCGGCUUUUCUUGGUCUUUGUAUUCCAUCUCUCACAAAAUGCAUGAGGCUAGGGCCGCUGUUACUACUCCUUGCGGAUCCGGUUUUGGAUGAAAUUCAAGAGCCACUGAUCUGUGCUCGAGAGGCCGUGACUUGAAAUCGGGAUCUGAAAUGUGGAGUUCGCCCAAAUUUCAUUUCGUCCAGGGGCACAAGAGGAACAUGCGUUCUGGGGUUUCUGGACUUGAUUUACACAGCGGGCAUAGUGUUGGACCACGUGCGUCGCACAUGACCUGGUGAUGUUGGGCUGUAAUUUAUCAUCCCCCAGGAGGACUCUGCCCUUGUCCUCUUUUUGUUGACUCCUCUCUGUUUCUGUUCGCCUCCUUGUCUUCACUUUGAGAAGUUAUAGUCGAUCUUCCUGCGCUGAACCCUCCCACUUGGCUCUGUUUACAGAACGCUUAUCUUCUUUGGGUGAAUACAGCUGAGAGGAUCGGCCUUCAGAUGGGAUCGGACGGAGGUCCGGCUCUAAUCACCAUCCUCGCUUUGGCUGUAGCGAGAGUAUUGCAAGUCUGUAAUUUUUGUCCCGCGAACUCAAGGAGAAGUAGGGACUCAAAGUCGAGAACAGAUGAUGGGUCUGGAGAAGAGGAGGAGGCGUUAAGGAAGGGCUCGGAGUCAACCUCGAGAACCGACGAUGCUUCUUGUGAAGAGUACGACGUGUUCCUGAGUUUUCGUGGACCGGAUACUCGUAAUGGAUUCACCAAUUGCCUCUACAAUGGCUUGAGAGAUGCUGGAAUUCGCGUUUUCUUGGACGACGAAGAACUCCAAGUUGGUAAAGUAAUUGCUGGAGAGCUUUCGAAAGCACAAGACAAUUCUCGAAUCUACAUACCUAUCUUGUCUAAGGGUUAUGCUAAAAGUUCGUGGUGUCUCCGUGAGGUUGCGCACAUGGUAGAAUGUACCUCAAAAUCAGAUGGGAAGAAAGAGAUACUUCCCAUCUUCUACAACUUGGAUCCUGACGAUGUCAAGCUCAAAACCAAGUUAUACAGAGAAGCCAUGACCAACCACAAGAAGAAGUUUAGCUCCGAUGAUUUGAAGCAUUGGGAAAAUGCCCUUGUUGAGGUUGCACGUAUAAAGGGGUGGGUUCUUAAAGGCAAAGGCCAACGAGAACAAAUUGAAUCAAUUGUUGAAGAGGUUUCCCGUAAGCUAAAUACAAGACACCGGAUUGUGACUGAACAUUUGGUUGAAGAUACUGCUCAGUUGGAAGCCAUAAUGAAAUUGUUGGAUGUUGGCUCUAGUGGUGUACGUUUUGUUGGUAUCCAUGGCAUGGGUGGUGUUGGAAAAACGACUCUUGCCAAAGUCAUGUUCAACAAACUUUCUAUUCACUUCGAACGCAGUGGUUUCCUUGAAGACGUUCGAGCAUCAUUGCAACCUCAUGGUGGUCUUUUAGAAUUGCAGAAAAAGCUUUUAUCGGAUUUGGCUGGUGAUGGGGUUGCUAACCAAAUUAAAGAUGUUGAUGGUGGGAUUAGGAUGAUUAAAAAAUAUUAAGUAAUAAGAGAGUACUCAUUGUUCUUGAUGAUCUAGACAAGAAAGAGCAACUCGAAAAACUAGCUGCAAAAUCUGACUGGUUUCGUUCUGGUAGCAGAAUCAUUAUCACAACUAGGGACGAAAGCAUCUUGAUGACUCAAGUGGGCUCAUCUAGUAAAAAGGUCCUCAACCAACCCAAAGAAAUUUUGCGUUAUGAAGUUCAUGAGAUGAGAUUUGACUUAGCACUUCAUUUGUUUUAUAAGCAUGCAUUCAAAAGUGACUUUGUUGUAGAAGAAUAUGAUGCUCUUUCAAGAGAAAUUGUUUGUACCGUGGGCAUGCUUCCUUUGGCCGUUGUGGUGAUAGGAUCAAAUCUUUUUGACUGGGGCAAAGAUUUGGGGCAUUUGGAUAAAAGAGAAGUAUGGGAUGAGACGCUGAAGAAGUUAAAGGAAGGUCCUUUUGAGGAUGUUCGAGAUACAUUAAUGAUUAGUUAUGAACGAUUAGAGGAUAAGCAUCGAGAAGUAUUUCUUGAUAUAGCAUGCUUUUUCAUCAAUGCUGACAGAACAUAUCCGAUUAUCAUGUGGAAGGAUUUGGGAUACUUUCCUAGCAUUGCAAUGAGGGUUCUCUCUCAAAGGUCCUUGAUCAAAAUUAGAGAUGAUAAUAGGUUUUGGAUGCAUGAUCAAGUUCGAGACUUUGGAAGGUACAUCGUUCUUCGAGUAUAUCCUCGAAAGUUUUGUAGGGUGUGGAUUCAUGAGGAUGCCUUGAAACUACUGGAGGGGAAAAAGAGAAGUGAAGAUGUUGAAGCGCUAAGUCUAACUUCUGAUGGCUGCUGCCGUGACAUUGCAUCCAAAGAACUAGCUGCUCUACCAAAUCUGAGAUUCCUUCGAGUGAAAGACAUUGACUUUUUUGGCAAUUUCAAAAUCUUCUUUCAGAGCUAAGAUGGUUUUCUUGGGAAAUUACACAUAAGGAAUUUUAUGCGGAGAGUUUUCAUUUUGCUAGUUUGAUUGUGCUAGACCUUUCAAGGAGCAAUAUCGAAGAUGAUUGGGGUGGGUGGAGCCAAAUUCAGAUGACAAAAAAAUUGAAAGUUCUAGAUUUAACAGAUUGCAUAAAGUUGAGGAAGACACCUGACUUCACUAAUUUCACAUCCUUGGAGACAUUAAUACUUGCUCGGUGUUCCAACUUAAUCACAAUUGACCCCUCCAUUUCUAAGCUCCAACUCCUAGAGACUUUGAAUAUCAAAGGGUGUAGUUCUCUUGGGGAGUUGCCUGAAGAAGUCUGUUCUCUACAAUCUUUGAAGCAAAUCGUCAUGCCCCAAAAUUUUCAACCCUUGAAGCUUCCAGAGAGAUUUGGCAAUUUGAAAUCUUUGUCGAGUUUUAGAUUAAACAAGAACCCCAAAAUCCGCCAACUCCCAGACUCAAUUGGAAGGGCUGCGAAUCUUACACACUUAACUUUACGUGGGUGCGUGGGGAUAAAGGAACUUCCAAGCUCAAUUGGGGAGUUAAAAAUGUUGGUAGAGUUGGAUGUCUCAACGUCGGGCAUAGUUGCAUUGCCCAAUUCAAUUGGAAAUUUAAAGAAACUAAGGGUGUUGAGUUUAUGUAGAACGAAGAUAAAGGAGAUUCCUCGUACUAUUGGAGGACUGGAGAUGCUUGAAGGUUUAUAUGCCCACAAAUCCUGGGAUUUGACAGAUAAAAAUUUGGAGGAAAUUGGGAAGCUAUUCCAUUUGAAGUCAUUGAACUUAGCAUUUACCAGUGUUUCCAGAUUGCCUCCAGAGAUAAGUUGUCUCCAUCUCGAAAAUCUUAAAGUGGGUUCGAUUGAGCUUCAACAAGUGUCGGCUCUUCCAUCAAGUUUGAAAGUCCUUGCGGUUCAAGCUAUGGACUUCUCUCUUGUCCCCACCCCUCAAGCAUCACCGAUUUGGAACAUCUGGAAUUACAUAGAUUCAGCAAUUUGAGAAGUAGAUAUCACUCGACUAGGCAGGACUAUGACUCAAAACUUAAAGCAGCUUUGAUGAGGGAGCAACCGUUCUAUCGGCUUCCAUCUCAAUUGUUGACCCUGAAACUCAAAAGCAUUAGUCCACUGCCGCAUUUGUCCAACUUAUUAAAUUUGACAGUUCUGCAUGUAAUUGAAUGUCCAAUAUCACACCUACCUGUUGCUCCAGGUCUAACACAUUUGAGGGAACUGAACAUAACAAGAUGUGAAUCCCUUGAGGAAAUACUUGGUCUGUCACUCUUGAGGAGUCUGGAGCGCUUGGAACUGAAGGGCUUGAAUAGGCUAGUUGAGAUUCAAGGUUUGUCGGAACUGGAAUCGUUGCAAUACCUCCUCCUUUCCAGUUGUGAUUUAAUAGGACAGUUGCCCAAUUUAUCUAAGUUGGGCAAGCUACAACAUCUAGAGCUAGAAGCUUGUCCAAAUUUAAGACCCAUUGAGGGCAUUGAGGGCUUAGAAAGCUGGGUGCUGGAUAGUCGUGGCCACACUAUCCUGGAACGAUUGUUGAAUAUCUCGAGAUCGACUUGGCUUUCCCGCAGAUUACCCAUAUUUGAUGUGUUCCUGAAUUAUAAGGGGCCAGAAACUCAUCAUAGCAUUGUUGAUUAUCUUCAUGAACGGAUGUGGCAAGAUCGAAUUCCUGUUUAUAGUGACAAUGAUGACUUCAGGUCCAAUGAAGGGAUUGGGGAAGAGAUUCUACAAGCACUCGCUAACUCCAAUAUCUACAUACCUGUCUUCUCUAGAAACUACGCUUCUAGUCAAUGGUGUCUCCGCACACUUGGCCACAUGGUAAAACGCACGUCAGAAUCAAAGGGGAAAAGAAGAAUCCUCCCCAUUUUCUACGACGUGGAGAUUGAUGACGUUAAACUCGAAACUGAUUUAUACAAAGGCGACCUAGACAGGCACUGGACAAACUUUGACCACAACGAAGUGAAGUCAUGGAAAGAGGCUCUAAUUGAGGUCGCAGCAAUGAGCGGUUUCGUCUUGAAAAAUAACAGCUACGAAGAAGUUCUUCAAUCGGUUAUUGAAGAGGUUUAUAGAGCAAGGAAAUUGUUAGACGUCGACUCCUGAAGCCUUCUUUUGGUCAGUUAAAGAAUGAAGCCGCUAAUUAGUAUCAUGAAACUUCUUUUUUAGUCCGUAAUGUAUUUCUUCUUUGAACUUUUAUUUCUAUUGUGUUUGACUCUCAUUGUUGCACGAUCUCCAAAAUUCCAACCAAAUCAAUUCAUAAUAAUUUUAAUGUAUAUGUUUUGUAAAUUAAA